AGUGAAACAAAUGGAAUUGGUCAUUUAAUUUAGAUUGUAGUAUCAAUUAAAUAAAUCAAAAAGUUUUAUUUGAUAUCAAUGAGUAAUUAUGAUUAAUCGUAAUAAAUAGUUAAAAAUAUUUCUAAAUGAGCGUAUUAUGAAUAGGUAUUCCUAUUACACAGAUACUUCUUGUCAGGAUCAGCAAAGUGUUAUGGCCAGUGAAAGCAUCAUGGAUGAAUUAGCUACUUUGUUACGCACUGAAAUCCCGGAAGGACGUCAGAGUUUAUUAGAUAGUUUUACAAAUUUAGAACGAGUAGCAGAUUAUUGUGAAGAUACAUAUUACAGAUCCGAUAAUAAAAGAGCAGCUUUAGAGGCUACAAAGAAUUAUACUACACAAUCAUUGGCAAGUGUUGCUUAUCAAAUAAACACAUUGGCAUAUAGUUUCAUGCAACUGUUAGAUCUUCAAGUACAGCAAUUAUCUGAAAUGGAAUCUCAAUUAAAUCAUAGUGCGCAAACUGUAAUGAUUCAUAAAGAAAAAGUUGCAAGGAGGGAGAUUGGAGUUCUAACAGCAAAUAAAGUUAGUUCUCGUCAGUAUAAAAUUGUUGCACCGAUCAAUCCUGAGAAACCGAUUAAAUAUGUGCGAAAACCAAUAGAUUAUUCUAUACUGGAUAGCAUUGGACAUGGUAUCAAUUCAAGUACAAACCGUGCAAAGCUGCAACAUCGUGGUUCCAGCCAAGGAUCUAUACAGUCUGCAUCAACGUUAACAAAUUCAUCAGGUGUUGGUCCAGCACCAACAACUAAGCCCCCAACACCCCCACAAUUAGCUCGAAGUGGGAAUCCAGGAUCAAGUGGUACUUUAAAUAAGUCAAUUACUAAUACAGGCACUUUGGGUCGCGGAUCGCGAGAAUAUCGUACACCAUCGGCCGUAAUUCCACCCCAAGUUCCAUCGCAUUAUGCUCCAAACUACCCAAUCGGUCAUCCAAAAAGACAAAGUUCUAAUUCUGGCAAUACGACGGUUUCAUCGGCAAAUAAUCCAAUUACAACUACUUCAAGCACAACAGUAACCAGUGAACGUGGAUCAGGAUAUAGUGCUUUACCAAUUCCCCCAAGUCAACAAAUCGCAACUCAUGUGAAUUUGCCCUCAGCUGGAAUGAUGCAAAAUCUUCCACCACCACCUCCAGUUACCAGUAUGCCACCUCCGCCACCACUUUCUGUCACGCAUGAAUUACCAGAAAGUCAUGCACAAAGUCAUAUUGGGAUGCAUACAUUGGGCAGAAAUAUUAAUAGCCUUAACUUUAAUCGGCCUGGCUCCCAAUCACCUCCGUUGCCGCCUCCACCACCCCCUGAAGAUGAACACCAAGAUUUUGGCCGCCCCAGAUCAUCUAAUCCAUCGAGUGGUGGUCCAUUAGCCCCAAUUGUUCCGGAUGAUCAAAAUUUACCGGGAUGGGUACCGAAAAAUUAUAUUGAAAAAGUUGUUGCAAUAUAUGAUUACUACGCAGAUAAGGAUGACGAAUUGAGUUUUCAAGAGAGUUCGGUUUUGUACGUAUUGAAGAAAAACGAUGAUGGUUGGUGGGAGGGCGUUAUGGAUGGUGUUACUGGAUUAUUUCCUGGAAAUUAUGUUGAACCUUGUGUUUAAAAAAAAGUGUUUAAAAAAUUUGAAAUAAAAUUAAAAACAAAAAUAAUUAAUUCAUACAAUAUGCUUAAACAAUAUGAUUAGAAAGAGACUAAAUACGGAAAAUAUUUGUUUUUUUUUAACAAAUUUAAUUUAAUUGCGUAACUUGAUUGUAUUUGUUCACAACAGAUGUAUUAUAACAAUAGGGUUACGGCAACAUGUCAGUGUUUUGGCAAAAUGGAUGAAUGCAGUUUAUGUAUUCAACAUUUCACUUAAACAUAGAUCGGUAUCUAAUAUGCAAUGAUUUUUAUAAAUUAAAGCGCUAUGAAUGUAAGACCCUUAUAACAUAUAAAAUAAUCUAAACCAUUACAAAUAUAUCUAUAAAAGUAUUAAAAGUGUAAAAAAUAUUACGAAUAGGUCGUGGUGUUAUAAAAACUUUAGCGGGAUUUUGAAGCUUAUAUUUAUUGUUUUUCUUCGUUUUGAAUGCUUUAAGUUAGCAGUUUUUGAAAAAAGUCUACGCAAUUUUUCAAUUUAUUUUACAACUUAUGUAUUCAAUAUUAAUUACCUAGUUUUUUAUUAUUUCACUUUAAUGUUAUGGUAAUAUAAGAAUUUUAUAAAUUUGAUAUGAUAUAAAAACACAUAAACAAAAUAAUAGACUAUCUUAUGAUUUUUUUUGUGUAAUAUUGGUUAAAUAAAAAAUCAAUUUGUAUUACAAAUUUUGUUUAAUUAAUCUUUAAA
Molecule: messenger RNA, 2329 nt
Organism: Condylostylus longicornis
Lineage: Eukaryota; Metazoa; Arthropoda; Insecta; Diptera; Dolichopodidae
Gene: Abi
Product: abl interactor 2
Exons: 7
Coding region: 137-1615 (492 amino acids)
Molecular function (GO): SH3 domain binding
Source: RefSeq, a predicted model, not a curated record